AUGAGCUCCCAUGCGGCAGCUAGUAUUUCCUUUUUAAUCAGGAAAUCUUUUGAUUUAGCAAAGUUCAAUGACUUGAUUGACAUUGAAAAGCAAAAUGCGUUUAUUGCCGAAGAAAAUCUAAGCGAAAUUUCUUUGCUAAGUCUACAAGAAACAUCAGAUCAGGUGGGAGAGCGAAUAGGAUACCAAAUCAACUGGAUUUUUGAAGGAAGGAUAGAACUAUCAAGCAUAUUUACUUCAAUAGAUACAUUGGAAAUUAGUGUGAAUUUAUUGCUUUCUAAAUCUCAGGACAUAUCCAAUUUCAAAACUGAAUCCUUGCUUGAUACUAUCGGCAAGAUCUGUAGCUCGAGUUUAGAGGUUAAACGACUAAUAAGUCCGUACAAAAAACGGCUUGCAAUAGCCAAUCAUCAUAACGAAAUUGAGAAAGAAGUAUUAGGCUCUGUGAAAAAUGAGAUAUUAUACUGUGCAAGUAAGUUGGACGACCUCGAGAAAAAGAAACAAAUGGUUGAUAUACGAAGCCAAAUUCAGAACUGGACACUUGAUGACUUUAUUGCAAAGAAAAAAGAGCUGGCAUCUGAUUUGGCAACGAACUAUAAUGGGUUAAUAGUAUUUGCAGGCCUCGAUGCCCAGAUAUUCGACUCAUAUACCAGCCUACAUGAUACCAUACUGCCUAUCUCACAGUCAUUAAAGCUUAUACCAAAGGCAUUGGAUGACUUCUAUCACAAUGCUAGAAUUUACUAUCAGAAUUUGAUUCUAGAUAACAUUGACAACUAUGAACAGAUCACAGCAUUAUAUGAAAAAUACAGGCAAGAUUUGAGAACGUUCAAGAAAUACUACAUUACCCAUCGAAUCAAUUUAAUAUGCGAGAAAAUAUUUGAGAAAGUCAACACAGAUCACGAACAAUCGAAUAGCGUGCUUGAAGGUGUCUUGGAUGUAUUAAAACCUAUUGAUAACUACUAUGGAUUGAGUGAGGACUACUCUUCAAAGCUAAAGUUAAUCGAAGAUAAGUUCUACAACAUACCUCUUGAAGAGAAUGUGCAAACGCCACCUCCUAAAAGUAUGCAGUGUAGAUCAAAACGAGUAUUUAGUAAUCCAUUGGUUGACUCCCUUAACAUGAAACCUAUUUUGAGUGGAAAUAGAAUUAAGAAAAGACCAGAAGUUAAGAUUUUUCAAACUCCGAGAAAUAUCGACGAUGACUUUCAUAUGAAAGCUAACACUGAAAUUUUAGAGAGAAUUAAAGCUGAAAUUGGUGACAAUUCUACUGCUAGCAUGCAGAGAAUACCAGACACUCCUCUAACCCUUUACUCUCCUCAAAGUAGUGACAGUUCUCCUGAUACUAUGCAAACAAGAAAUAUAUUUGAUUCCCCCGAUCCAUUCAUAACGCCAAACAGUCGAAGUUUUCAGAAAUCCCGACUUCCUAUCUCUACACCACUGACUACUCCCAGGAUAACGCCAACAAAAAAUUACAUGUCAGUUGAUGAAGAGUUAAAACGCAAACAUGAUCUGGUAGUCAAAGGGAAUGCGCACACUCCUCUACUUAGAUUCGAAUUAUCUACAAUCAUCAAGGUUGAUCCGAAAACAAAGGAACCCCAUUUUCCCAUCUCGGAGGCUACGGCAGAUAUGUCAAAGUUGUCACUCAGUCAAAGCCAGAUUCCUUUUUCAUGUGAUUCGAGGGCUUGCAAUGAAUCUCAAGCAAUAGAAACCUCAAAGAUACCUCUUCCUAAAAGACCCGAGUCGAGGCUUAAUAUGUUAAGGUCUGUGAGUAGACUACAAACUGAUCGGAGUAAAAAUGGAAGAAGCUCGAGCCUCGGAUUUGGCAGAUCUGAUUCAAGGCUUGAAAAUAUUGCAUCUAGCAUUUCAAUGAAACUAGGUACAGACUCUCCCGUUUUGAUAUCAGAAGCCAAAACUAGGCCCUCUACUGUGAUGGCACAAAGAGAGAUGAAGCAAUACGGUAGGCCACCUCAGCUCAGACAAUCAACAGGAAGUUAUUCUGGGCAACUGCGUAACAUGAAAACAAGAGGGGCCACAUCAUUGGGUGCUCGGACAUUGGCAUCACAAUCUAGGGUUAGCUCUAUCUGA
This is a messenger RNA of Pichia membranifaciens NRRL Y-2026, 2076 nucleotides long. RefSeq lists its product as hypothetical. Bases 1 to 2076 code for a protein of 691 amino acids. NCBI's taxonomy places the organism in Eukaryota, Fungi, Ascomycota, Pichiomycetes, Pichiales, Pichiaceae. The transcript is spliced from 2 exons. The record is from RefSeq and is a predicted model, not a curated record.